AUGCUAUCUACUCCGGAAACAUCGGGUUCUCCCGAGGCCGCCAACAGAACCCAGUCAAAGACCAAUCCGCAACCUUCCGGGCCGUCAGGACCUCUGCAAGGCCAGAAGAGUCUAUUUCGAGUCCCCCUGUACCGAUCCUCCGCUACUGGACCCUCAAGCAGCGAAGGGUCCACUGAGCGUGUGUACCAUGCGCGGCGGCCGCACCGCAAAUCCCGCUUCGGCUGUCUCGCUUGCAAGAGAAGACGAGUCAAAUGCGAUGAGACUCAACCCCACUGCCUGCGAUGCCAGAAACAUGGCGUUACAUGUGUAUAUGCUGGUCAAGAUUGCUCGGCCAACGAAAGGGGCGUUGUCUCCUUGUUCAUUGAGAAAAAGCCUGAGCUGGUAUCACCAAGUUCUAGAGAAUAUUCAAUGUAUCUCCUCGAAGUGGCAGAGAAAAUAGAUGAUCUGCUGCAGCUUGGAUCGAAGAAGCGACACUUACCCGAUGCCGUUCGCGCUCUGCAUCAUUUCCAUUACGCCACAACUCCUACCAUUGCCAAUCAGCGCACACAGAAACUCAUGAGAAACCAAUUGACCCAAUUAGCCUUCAAUACACCCUUCCUCAUGCACACCGUCAUAGCGGUGGCAACCUCCCAUCUUCGUUAUGUUGUGCCUGACAACACCACUUACAAAAUGGCCGAAGCGUAUCACUGGCAACAAGCGAUCAGCCAGUACUCCAAGGAGCUCGCCUGCACAGUCGGUCCGCACAACAUGGACGCUCUCUUCUCCACAUGCCUGCUCAUGACCGUCCACUCGUUCGCACUGGAGGAAUACAAUCCCCGCAGAUCCUUUGUCUUCUCCGACGACCCAGGAGCCCUGAGCUGGCUCACCUUACAGGGCGGUCUGCGGCACCUCCUGGGGCUCACCCAACCCUGGCUGUGCAUCAGCAUGUGGUGGGAGAUCUUCAUGGCGUCCCGCGAGGAGACUCAAGCCUUCGGCGACCACGGGCCCGGACGGGUUGGUCUGCACCCGGAGCUCGCUGAUAUCUGCGGUAUCGACGACACAGCCACGGAAGAGAGUAAUCCGUACCUGUGGCCGCUGCGGAUGCUCACGCCCUUGCUCCAGGCCGAACGGUCCAUCAAGAGCUUCUCGAAGUAUACGAACUUCAUGGGCCGUUUGUUGCCGAGCUUUUGGGCACAGCUAGCGAAGAAGGACCCGCCUGCGUUGAUUAUUCUCAGCUGGUGGCUGGCGCUGAUGGACUCUGUUCGGCUCUGGUGGGCGGAGAACCGGGUGCGUUCCGAGUGUGCGGCUAUCUGCAUGUAUCUCGAGAACAGCGAGGAUCCGCGCAUCUUGAAGCUGUUGGAGUUUCCGGCGGAGGUCUGUGGGUAUCUGCUCAAGCAUGUUCAGGAACGUGCUGAGAUGGAGGGACCCUUGAUUAUACCAUAUGAGCCCCGUCAGCCGGUAGAAUGA
Messenger RNA from Aspergillus thermomutatus, 1446 nucleotides. Its product is annotated as Zn(II)2Cys6 transcription factor domain-containing protein. Lineage: Eukaryota; Fungi; Ascomycota; Eurotiomycetes; Eurotiales; Aspergillaceae. Gene Ontology annotation, biological process: regulation of transcription by RNA polymerase II. Gene Ontology annotation, molecular function: DNA-binding transcription activator activity, RNA polymerase II-specific; zinc ion binding. Bases 1 to 1446 code for a protein of 481 amino acids. The record is from RefSeq and is a predicted model, not a curated record. The transcript has 3 exons.